Naegleria fowleri is the source of this 1461-nucleotide messenger RNA. RefSeq lists its product as uncharacterized. The transcript has a single exon. Bases 1 to 1461 code for a protein of 486 amino acids. The record is from RefSeq and is a predicted model, not a curated record. NCBI's taxonomy places the organism in Eukaryota, Heterolobosea, Eutetramitea, Acrasida, Naegleriidae.
AUGAACAAAAACAACAACCAAGAAUCGUCGCAUCAAGAAAAACAACCACCACCACCACCACCAAUAUCACAAUCAUCAUCCUCUCCUUUAACAACAUCACCAAUCUCUCGUUCUUUUUCUUCAAGUAGCAAUAUCAGUAAAAACCCUCAAGAGUCGAGCCAACAACGUGAAAGACCAUCUUCUUGCGCUUCAUCCAACGAAAUCAAACCAUCAUCACCUCCUUCUCUGCGGAGAGAUGAGUCAUCCGCCUCGUCGACCUCCAAUUCCCAGAUUUCGUUGCAACAACACCCACUGUGGACCUCCAAAGAGGCAGCAACCUCAAAGCCACAUGUAUCCAACAAGAACCACUCAUCAAGCAAUUUAGACCAUCAAACUAAGAUACCCAAAAGGUUAAGAAAACAGAUUAAUAUAGAGAGUUUUAAACAAAACUAUUUUGAAUUAAUUCCAGAAAAUGAUGAUACGAGUUCGAGUCGUUCUUUAGCUUCAUCCAAAUCGCAAGAAGGCAUACCAACCAUCAUGAUGGAUGGAGUCUUUUCUUCCUCUAGUUCUGGAUGGAACUCCUCUCAAGACAAUUCCCUGUCUUCAUCAUCCAUCCAACAAGUUGUACCCAAUAAGAGAAUGAACAGCGAGGAGCCACUCAAUAACUCUAAAAAGAAGUACAAAAUGAUCAGUUUUGUACAUGCAGAUGAGGAAUUGAAAGCCAAGGAAAGGGAGAAGCAAGCCAUCAGAGCUCAAUCCUCUCACUUUCUUCUCCCAAAUUCCAAGCAUAAAAGAAAGAAGAAAAAGGAGCAAGACAUGCAUGGAGUUGAGGUGGAGGAUCAAGCACCACCAUCACAAACCGAGCAGCACCCGUCGUCAUCCUCAAAUUCUGAACCUUCUUCUUCCGCACCCACCUCUUCCAUGUAUUCCAACACCUCUCUUGACCAACAACAACAACAACAACAACAACUCAUACAUGCGCACAAUGUGAGCGCGUCUUUUCAUCCAGGACAACCUUGCAACAUGCAUGUCCAAGCAGAAUUGGCAACUCUACACAACCAUUUAAGGGUAAAAGCGCCAAACAAAUCGCCACCAUCGCACCUUCACAGUGAUCCUCCACAUGCACGUGCAAACCCUUAUGAACUUGUCCUCAAGGAUCUUCCACAUGCAAACAAGGAGCAACAUUCAAAGCAGGAGGAGACAGAGAGCGGCCAAGAAGGUUGUUUUCACGAGAAAGCGACAAAGUUGACACCCAACAACCCUGCUCACCUACAUGUCCCGACUAGUUCAGAGUAUUUUCCUCCAUUGUUGCACCCUUCUGCUUCGUCUCUCGUAAACCAUCAGAGAGAUGCUGCAACCAAUGAAACACAACCCUCUCUUUCGAGAGAACAAUUACUUUAUUUAUUGUUUACACUUUUAACAACAUCCAACAGUAUAGGUAAUAACAACAACAACCCAUCCCAACCACCUCCCCAACAAUGA